AAUUCGACAGUCGCUGACGAUGGCGCUCACCCGUGCCAGUGUCAUUGCUUCCCGCCAGGUCAAGACAACCAAGUGCCCCUUCAUGGCGGCCAACCACGCGUCCAAGCAAGCGUUGAUCCCCAACAUCUCGCAACUCACGCGCAUGUGCCCUCACAUGUCGACCAUGAUGCAGUCUCAAGCCCGCAGCGCACACACCGCGGCUGUCGCGACCAAGGUCCUUGAACAUGAACCCAAGAUGACGCCGUCGUUGACGACGUACGCUUCCGCUCGUCGCAUUAAGAACGGCAAGUACGAACGCCUUGGUGGCCUGUCCCACGAUGAAUACGAGCGUGGGUUUCAAAAGACGAUCCAUCGCAUCAAGACGGAAGGCCGCUACCGUUCGUUUGCAAACUUGGAGCGGAAGCGCGGAGAGUUCCCCAAGACUUUGUUCCAUCACCCUGAAGGACAUACGAAGGAAGUUAUCGGAUGGUGCGGCAACGACUACCUGUGCAUGGGUCAGCACCCUAAGGUUGUGGGUGCGAUGCACGAGUUUCUGAUGAAGUCGGGAGCGGGUGCCGGUGGUACUCGCAACAUCCAUGGCACGAACCAUAACCACGUCAUGUUGGAGAAGGAAUUGGCGGAUUUGCAUCAAAAGGACGGCGCGCUAUUGUUCACGUCCUGCUAUGUGUGCAACGACACGACUAUUGCGACUUUGGGCAAGCUGUUCCCGGGCCUCAUCAUGUUUAGCGACGCUCUCAACCAUGCGUCAAUGAUCGAAGGCGUCAUCCACAGUCGCUGCGAAAAGCAUGUGUACAAGCACAAUGACUUGGAAGACCUAGAGGCCAAGCUCAAGGCCGCGGACCCAAACGCCCCCAAGCUCAUCUUGUUCGAAAGUGUCAAUUCCAUGGAAGGCACGGUUGCCCCGAUGCAUGCAAUCUGCGACUUAGCUGACAAGUAUGGCGCGAUGACGUUCUGCGACGAAGUCCAUGCUGUAGGGUUGUACGGCAACCGUGGCGCGGGGAUCGGAGAACGUGACCACGUGAUGGACCGCCUGACCAUGAUCACUGGGACCCUGGCCAAGGGGUACGGGAUCAUGGGGGGUUACAUUGCUGGUUCGGCUGCCCUUGUGGACGCUUUCCGUAGUACUUGUCCUGGCUUCAUCUUCACGACGUCGCUCCCGCCCAUGUUGGCGGCUGGUGCUCGUGCGGCGGUGAGCCACUUGAAAUCUUCGCAAGAAGAACGGAUGAUGAUGCACGCGAAUUCCGCCGAGUUGAAGCGUCGUUUGGUUGCGUUGGGAUUUCCGAUCUUGCCGAGCUCGUCGCACAUUGUGCCGGUCAUGGUGGGUGAUGCCAUCAAGGUGAAGCGCGCGUCAGAACUGUUGAUGGAGAAACACAACAUUUACAUCCAACCGAUCAACUUCCCGACUGUUCCUCGUGGCGAAGAGCGUCUCCGCAUCACGCCAAGCCCAGCGCACACGGAAGAAAUGAUGGAUGACUUGGUCGCCGCGCUUCUCAGCGUGUGGGAAGAACUCGAGUUGGAACGCUGCGGGUGCGACCCCUUGCCGGAAGUCCAGUUCUUGAACUCGGAUUUCCCCCGCAUGGAAGCGGCGUAAGGGUGCCUGUGGCGCGACAUGGGCAGCUCCAGGCCUAAGAUUCAAUGCAACAAGUUGAUUUCGGCCGAGAAGGCGAGUUUGCAAUUGGGGCAAGGCAAUGCUAGGAGUGUGGAUUCCACCAAUUAAAAUCGUGCAUUCGAAUUGUUCCACCAA
Molecule: messenger RNA, 1744 nt
Organism: Aphanomyces invadans
Lineage: Eukaryota; Oomycota; Saprolegniomycetes; Saprolegniales; Verrucalvaceae
Product: 5-aminolevulinic acid synthase
Exons: 1
Coding region: 20-1591 (523 amino acids)
Biological process (GO): heme biosynthetic process
Cellular component (GO): mitochondrion
Molecular function (GO): pyridoxal phosphate binding; 5-aminolevulinate synthase activity
Source: RefSeq, a predicted model, not a curated record